Porites evermanni is the source of this 1722-nucleotide messenger RNA. NCBI's taxonomy places the organism in Eukaryota, Metazoa, Cnidaria, Anthozoa, Scleractinia, Poritidae. The record is from the annotation of a GenBank genome assembly.
AUGUCUAACCAAUCGCUUAAUGGUUUUCAGGGUUCUCAACCCUUUAUAACAGAUAAUGAAUAUAAGAGUUUAUCUCUUGAACAAUUAAGAUAUAUAUUAAAUCAAAAGAAAAAAACAAUAAAGAAAAGUUAUAAAGAAUUAAGUGAAAAAGAAAAAUUAAUUAGAGAUAUAAGAAGACUUGAUAAGCUUAAUGAAAAAGUAAAAAAAGGAGUAGAUAUAAAGAAGAAAUAUAAGAAAAAGAAAGUUACCUCUAAAAAGAAAAAGAUAAAAACAUUUGAUGAGUAUUUUGAGGAAUGUAUAAAAAAUAAAGAAAUACCGAGAGAUACUCCAGACUAUUUAAGAAAAGCUCUUGAUCAAGCAAUGAGAGAAUAUGGACAAGGACUUAUAAAAGAAAAAUCAUCUCUUGCAGGUUUUGCAAAUAAAUAUAUAAUUGAAGGAAUUUUUGGUCUUGGUCCAAUUGAUUUUUUUAAUCGUAUAAAUGAAACUUUAGUUAAUUUUUUUACUUAUCAUAGAAAUAUAAAAUUUAAGUUAGUUUUAGUUUGCAUGAUGGAAAAACAUGAAGUAGAUAAAAAUAACGGUCUUUUUAAUAUACAAGAAGAUAAGGCUUAUUUUAAUUCACCAACAUUUACUAAUCUAGAAUCAAGUAAUGUUGAGGAUUUAAUUUUUUCAAGUAAAGAAAAUAUUUUAGCAAAAAUGGAAAUGUAUUCAGAAAAAGCAAGUAAUUGGGUUUUUAAAGAAGUUGUAAAAUUCGAAAUUCAUACUGUUGAGUUUAACCCAACUAAGGGUUCAUCUUAUAUUGAUCUUCCUUCUUGGAUAAAAAAUAAAAAAGCAAUUGUUAAUAUUAAAAAUAAAGAUAACAAAUGCUUUCUUUGGUGUAUACUUAGAUAUCUUCAUCCAAGAGAUAGAGAUGAAGAAAGAAUAAACGAUUUAAAAAAGUAUGAGUUUUCACUUAACACUAAAGGAAUUACUUUUCCAAUGAAAGUAAAUAAUAUCACUCAAUUUGAAAAACUUAAUCCAGAUAUUCCAGAAAUAAAUGUUUUUUCUGAAGAUGGUAAAAUGAUUAUUUAUCCUUUGAGAGAGGCAAAGAGAGAUUGUAAAAAUACUAUUGAUUUAUUUUUGUACGAAGAAGAUGGUGCCUCACAUUAUACUCUUAUUAAAAAUUUUCACAGGUUAGUAAGGUCUCAAAAAACUACAAGUCAUAAUGGUAAAAUAUUUAUUUGUAAGAGAUGUUUUAGUCAUUUUACAAAGGAAGAAUUAUUAGAUAAUCAUAUUAAAUAUUGUAGUAAUAAUGCAACAGCGUUUGUAAAAAUGCCUGAACCAAACACAAUGCUAUAUUUCAAAAAUUAUUACAAAAAACUUCCUGUUCCUUUUGUAGUUUAUGCAGAUUUUGAAUGCUUUACCAAACCAAUGAAUAGUUGCAGUCCUAAUCCAAAAGACUCUUAUAAUUACAACUAUCAAAAACAUGAACCAUCAGGAUUUUGUUUUUAUGUAAAGGGAAUAGUAGAUAAAAAAAUUAAACCAAUUAUUUAUACAAAAACUUCUGAAGAUGAAGAUAUAUCAAAAGUAUUUGUAGAAAAACUUGCGGAAGUAACUAAAGGAAUUUAUAACGAUUUUUAUCAAAAACCAAAACCUCUUAGACUAACUCAGGAAGAACAAAAAUCAUUUGAGAAAGAAGUUAUCUGCCACAUUUGUAGUCGCAAAUUAAAAAAAGAUAAAGUUUGA